UGUUAAUCUACCGGCCAUAUUAAAAGUUAGCAGUCAUCUUGUUUUGCCCUUGAAGGUUGGUAGAAAAAUUUAUCAGGUUGCAAGUUGUAGGGUUGGUCGCGCUGUAACGCUCCGUUAAUAAUGUGAUAAAAUGGUGACAAUUAUUAAUACAGAGUAACGAUCGCCGGCGAACUUCUGAUGUCAGAACCUCGAGAACAUACCAAUCUCGAUUUUUUUAACCUGAACUUAGGCUCAUGGAAUAAUGGUUCUGGUAUGGAACUAGUCGAUAAUGAUAUUUGGCCUCCCAAUUCGGACUCUUACCUUGCUCAUACCAAACUGGGCAACAUGGGUAAACUGCAUACAGUUUAAUUUAUUUCAGCUCUUCCUGCCCCCAAAAAACCCGAAAAACUAACUGUCGACUCUAAACCGGACCCUGCAAUUACUUGGUCUAAUAAUCCUUUGAGGCUCUCUAACAAAAUGUCCAUUUGGUCGAGUGAUAUGCAAGUAUCAGAAGUAAAGUCAUCAGGUAAUCACAACCAACAUUGGGGAAGUUCAACUAAACAGAGUGUUUCACUUGUCUAUGAUGAUGUCUGGGACUCAUCUCACGAUCCUGUGUUUCAAGUGCCAAGGGUUACUAGUGAUACCGAUCCUUGGAAGCUUAGUCCAACACAUUGUAUUGGUUCCCUCACAAAUGCGCCGAUUACUAUUGCGGAUCCGGGUGUCUUGGCUGGUACAUCCAGGUCUUCCGACAUACCUCAUGAUAGUCCCGCUAAUAGCCUUCCUUAUGUUACUGCGAUGCUUUCUGGUCUGAAUCUUACUCCUAGGAAUCCCGAUGAACCAACGUCCGAUGUCAAGUCGUCCAUUGUCUGUGCUAACAUGAAUGAUGUUGCGUUCUCAGCAGAACAACUCUGUGACAGACUAAUCAAUACAAACGAGGGUUGGGGGCGACGACCAAUUGAUCAAGCAACACCUUGGGAGCCAUUAGAUCCAAAGUUGGGUGAUCAAGUGAAUCGCAGUGGCAUAACUACACCUACCCCAGGAGCUUGUCCUUCUGGGUUUGUAAGUGGAAGUCUUAGGAUAUCUCAUACCCACUCAGCUGAUUCUAACGUUUGGGCAAGUGGACCGCCAACAGGAACAGGAAUAUGGGAAAUGCACUAUGAAAGUUUAAGUGGACGCUCGGCUGUAUGGCAGGAAGAAUCACAAUCCUCGACUUACCGUGAUGCUUCGUCUGUUACCCAUAUUAGUCCUAGUACUUUAAUAAACUGUAACAUGAACGCCAAUUCUCGAGGUGCAACACCAAUGCCACUUAACAACCGUCGAGACUGGGAAGAUAAUGAAAAUAGAUUAUCCAAAAACUGGAGUCUCGGCCACUCUGAAUCUUCAGACCACAGCAGCUUAUUAUGGAACUCGGUGUGUGUGACUGAUAGUGAAGAUAGUGUUAGUGGGGAUAUCAUCCAUAGACGUCCACUAGUAACAGUUGGUUCCAGUCAGGAAACUUUUCGGAAUAGUGGAAAUGUUCAACAAUCCAAUGGUCGUCCUGUACUUGGUAGUACUCGCCCUAUUGUCCCGACACACAAUCCACCAGACGAGUUCUCGUGGGAUCCUGAUCCGAAUUUUUUGAGGUCCGGUGUCAAUCCGAACGGAAUUGUUUCAUGGGACACGUCACCCAAUAGCGUGGUCAGCACCACUUGGGGGACUCUUGGUACUUCCAGCUUAAUAAGUUCUACACAAACUCACUUCCCACCUGUUUCAGAUGACGUUAGGCAUCAACAGAACUUCAUGAGUACUAACUCACUUCCUCAGGGAUCUGAACGAUUACUAAUUCACCCAUACAGUAAUACCUAUCGCGCAGAUCUGGUCAAAUACUUAAUGAGCCAAGGAUUUAAAAGAGAAGAUGCACAUGCUGCGUUAAUUGCCUCCAAUAUGGAACCAGAUAAAGCUAUAGUCGAAUUACGGGAGCGUUACAGCACCAAUAAGGCUAUUAAUGCCAUGACACAGCCUCCAGAGCUUAAUCGUAAUUAUGGAGCUGAUAGCAUUCUGCACGUUGUAACAAGAAACGGACCCAUGUACCAGCUGUCGAAUCAUACGUCUUUAUCACAGUUCGCACCUUCUGGAAAUAACUCUUCGGUGUCUGCACAAAAUCAUCGUCUGAAGCAGUCAGGGUUGUGCGUGUCUACGCAAAGUAAUACAACUCAACUUUUAUCUAUGCAACCAAUCCCUAACUCUCAAUUCAUGCGACAGCAGAUUACACAACAGGUUCGAUCGGCCUUAAACCUUUCCAUUCCAAGUCCGUUAGGUGUACAGACGAAUGGGAGUGCCACAAUGGGAACCUGUGGUGGUUCGCUUUUGGGAAAGCCUCCAUCUCUUUCCUUAUCAAACGUUAAUUCCAACAUUCAAACUGCAUCGUCUACUAAUCCACAUUCAAGCACUAGCCUACUAACUACUACUAGUUUAUGUCCUAUCAAAAAUAAUCGUACAUCGACUGGACCAGCGUCUUUAAACCAAAACUCAGCGAAAAGGUCGCCUCGUCAAAUUUCGAUCAUAAACUCCAUGAUUGAAUUGCAGAAAAAACAUCAGAGUAUUCAACACCAAUUAAAUAUGUAUCAUAAUAACCCUGCCCUUCGUUCACAACCUCAGUACGCGGACGUAUUUGUUGAACUCCAAGGUCAAAUGCAACAAAUUGAAACUCAGUUACACGGAAAGCGAGCACAGCUUAACAUAACUCGUGCUCAAGAUUCUGUAACACAAUCUGUAAAGAACCCUUUAAUACCAACAAAUGGUACCGAUAUUUCUGAUAACUCGUUUCCUGCUAUUGGAACAUGGAUAUCUCCUUCACCACAAUGUAGCGAAAACUUUGAUAAAAACGUCAUGGAUGGAUCAGGUAUGUGAAAUAAAAUACUCUGUUUUCAUCCUCAGUAACGUAAAAAUCCGCGAAACAUUGAAUUGGUCUCGUUGAUUUCUAAGCCGUUGAAAUUAUAUCAAUUUCGUUUCACUACUAUGCUCAUACCGGCAAGGUGACUAAAUGCUCUGGAUAGCUUUUAAAUUGUUUCCGUCGUUUACUACAGUAUACAUGUAUCUUAUUCGUUAGUUCAACUUUUUAUUUGAAUUUCAGCUUUUUCUAAUGUAAUCCAAACGUGAGACAAUUGUAUAGACAAUAUAUUACAAGUCGAGGAGCUUGUCAGUCAAUUGUUAAGAUGAAACGUUCACUCGAAUAUGUUUUGACAUGAUAUCCCGAGAUCGACAUGAAUAACGAUGUUUCCUAGCACUUAUUUAAACAAAAGGUUAAUAUAGACUGGAUUUUGGUGGCGUUCACAGAAUUGUUAGAUGCUUAGAUACUCAUCUCUUCGGGCUCUGAACACGAUGAGCAGUGAAGACAAUUUAAAAUUAGGCUAACUUGCGUCACUUAUGGUGUAGACUAGAUAUCCGCCUGUCAACUAACGGGGGAAUAUGCUCAUCAUUUCUGUUUUACUUUGUAAUUAUGGAACGUGGCCUGUAAAAGUAGAACAUAUUCAUCGAUUAUUAGUAUUGUUUUUUUAUCGCGAUCAUGAACCGAUUGAUGUUAGACCACCAUUGAAAACCUGGAACGUGGGAUCAGUCCAUGAAGUAACUGACAGCUGGACUAAGUCGUGUAGGAAGGUACAAACUACCUGGUUGUAGUCCACAUGAUUAUCGCAACCAAUGGCCGAAGACUUUGAGCAACAUGGCUCAGAAUAGUUUGCAACGGUGCAGGUACAUUUACACUUUGUCUUCCCUUAGAUCUUAAUUACCGUAAAAACAAUUUUUUACCCCACCAAUUUAAUUUUCUCGGAUCAUGUCUUCUGUGAGCAAUCUUUUCAUUUACCACUAAUGCAGUCACUGGUUCUACUACUGGAAUUAUCUCACUAUGAUAUGGUGUGGCAACUUGAACCGAUGCACAAGUGCCAGGUUAUACGUUGCAUAUAAAUUACGGAAUAUAGUUUUCAAUUACAAUUGGUUUAUAUUUCCAUCUAUUUUGCUGUUGGUGAGUAUUUUCGAAGCAGGUCAUUUAGCGGAUUUCUUUAUUUCAAACUAAAGUGUGCUUAAUUGAUAUUUCUUUUUGCAAUACUCUCGCCAUUUUUUUAUAGCUUCUAAGUUGAACAACUUCACGCGCACUCCUUCUUGCAAAAUAUCUGGUAGUUGGUCUCCUACCUGGUCUUCAUCUGUUAUAAAUCCAUCCUGUCCAAAUAUUCGAUCCAUUCAUAAUCAAUGGCAACUAAUACAUAAUCAACAACGAUGUGCUUUAGAGAGUAACUUGAAGUUUCCGGUGUCAAAAAAUAAUCCUUCGAGUACCCUAUCUAUUGAAGCUCAAGGUCAAUGGCUACUAGUGCAACCACUCUUAGGAUGGAGCGGUACAAACAUUCACAGCCUGCAAAACAUUUUAUCAAAUCAUUUUAAACUUACUAGUUUUCAUGUUUUGAAUCCAAGCAGCUGUAGUGUACUUAUAAGGCUUCAAAAUAUAGAGGACUCACUGCAGUUAGUGAAGUUUUUUGGCGACCGUUUAUCUGUAGAACCGUUGUCUGAUCACGAUGCUCGCGUUCAUUUGCAACAGCUAGUAUGUUUCGUGUCAGUUUUUCGUUUUAAAUUAUUUUGUAAAGUUCUGCUGCUUACCCUGAUUUUCUUGAAGACCUUCAAGAUGUUUUAAAUAAGCAACUUUUAGCAUUCUGCUUAGCAGAUAACUUAGUACCGUCUGAGUUAACUUAAGAUUAUAUCUGUAGAACCUCACUACAACAUUAAUUAUAAUAGCUACGAUUUUUGUUGCAAACAGUUGUAAAAACAACAAUAGGUAGUCAACUCGAAUUUUCGCCUCAUUUAAUCCUGUUUUUGUUGUUUACACAGGCUCUAUACAAGCGCAUAUUUGUUCUCAAUAAGUACCAUGUGUAACCUUCAUCUGAUAACCCGUGAUAGAUUGUUGAAAUACUUCCCACAGCUUUUCAUUUGUUUUCUAUUCGUAUUUUUCGUCUGGAGUAUCCAUUUUUGUACGAUUUUAUGUUUUUCACUAGAAUAAUCUUCCCUAAAACUAUCUUCAGUUUUUAGAUAAUGUCUUAUUCAAAGGUAAAAGUAAUUUUCGGUAUCCAUUUUUCUCAGGUAUCAUACUCUAUGUGGAAAGCCUAGUGUAAUCUCAAAAUAAUCUUCUGUAUGUAUUUCAUUUAUAUAGCAUUUGUGACUAUGUGGACUACAUGAUGUUUCCCAACUUUUUUAAUUUUUAUUUUAGUCUUUGAACGCUUGUGGAGAUGGCCUAAUAUCCAAUCACUUUAAUACGUCAUCUGAUAUACAUGCCACACCACCUAGUUUGAAUAGCAAUGGACAGUUUUACUCCCCCAUGAAUUCAAAUAACAAAAAGCCUAAUCCUCAUAUAGCUCGUUUUGGAAUAACUGUAUGUGGAAGCAAGUAAAGAUUUAUAUUUGUGAGAAAGAUGGUCGUCUCAUGGAAUCUCUUGUAUUCUCUGAAUAUCUUAGGGAAGUCUUCCAAUCUCAACGCUUUCGCGUUCAGAUUCACGUCUCUGAAGCGCAGCCAAUCUGUCAGUAUAAAAGUUAAUGACUAACUUAAGUUAUGCUCAAGUUUUGCCAGUAUGUAUUACUCUUUGAAUACCCCUAUUUAGUUCAUCGUUUGCUGUGCCUAAGAACAUUCUGUGAUCCAAUAUUAUUACAAUCAUACGUUUUGAAUUUACAAAAUUAUAUGCGGAUCAAAACUAGUCAGAAUUGCCUUGUAAAUUAUAAACAUCCUCUUUAUCCAUAUUUUCCCCAUCUGAUAUAUAUAUAUAUAUAUAUAU
This is a messenger RNA of Schistosoma bovis, 5767 nucleotides long. NCBI's taxonomy places the organism in Eukaryota, Metazoa, Platyhelminthes, Trematoda, Strigeidida, Schistosomatidae. The record is from the annotation of a GenBank genome assembly.